GAGAGAGAGAUGCUGGCGAAGGAAUCGGCGCCGGCGGCGACGUUCGACCUGCCGGAGGAGGUACUGGCGGUACUGCCGUCGGACCCGUACGAGCAGCUGGACGUGGCCCGCAAGAUCACCUCCAUGGCCCUCUCAACCCGCGUCUCCUCCCUCGAGUCCGAGUCCUCCGACCUCCGCGCCAAGCUCGCCGAGAAGGACCACAGUAUCGCCGACCUCCAGUCCCAGGUCGAGUCCCUCGACGCCUCCCUCGCCGACGCCCUCGACAAGCUCUCCCGAUCCGAGCUCGAGAAGGAGAAACUGGUGAAGGAGAACGAAUGGCUGACGACCACUGUGGAGAAGUUGAGCAGAGAUGCUUCCAAGUGGGAAAUCUUCAAAAAGACGCUCAUGCAAUCCCUACAAGAGGAUGAAGACAGUUCUGGCCCUGCACGAGCUGGCGCUUCACAUAUCAUUGCAAACCCAACACCAAGCGGCAAUAAAGAUCAGAUGAAUGCGGAGGAUAGCAUGGCUGAGGACACAGUUGUGACAACUACUCCCUCAGUUCCUGUAUUUGGCCAGCAACCGAUCUCACCACAACCUUCGACUGGGUUCAUGUUCAAUCCACCGGCUUCAACGGUGUCUAACCCUUUCCAAUUUGGAAGUCAACAGAACCUGGCCACCCCGCCGAAUCCUUCCCCAUUUCAGGCUUCUGGCAGUUUAGAUCUAGGUGGAGGGAGCUUCUUACUUGGAACCGGUGGUGACAAGUCUGGUCGUAAAAUCAUAAUAGUUAAGCACAAGCAAAGGAGAAAAUAGGAUAAAUUUUGCUUCGGCGCAGCUGGUGGAUUGAUGUUCGGGAUCUUGGUUAUUUGUGAUCGGUUGGCAAUGUCUGGAGAUAAUAAUUUGAUCGGAGGAACUAGGUAUUCCUUGUGAUGAGGUAACUCUUGGUCGCAGCGAUGGUCAACGAAGCCUCACCAGGUUUCGCCCUUGUUCUCUAUUAUUUUCCUCUCAAAUUUUCGCUUGCGACGUAAGUUGUCACAAUUUUGUAUCCGACAUUGUAGCGAAUCUGUGGACCUCUUCCUGUACUAGUAUGUGUGCUAGCCUCGUGGUCGUCGUAGGUGGAGAUUGUCUGCUCCCCACGCCCUGCCCCUCUUCUACUGCGCGCUCCUGAUAUGGAAAUCAUAUUUGUCAUCUUAAGAAAGCCGCCGGUUAGGU
Molecule: messenger RNA, 1188 nt
Organism: Syzygium oleosum
Lineage: Eukaryota; Viridiplantae; Streptophyta; Magnoliopsida; Myrtales; Myrtaceae
Exons: 4
Coding region: 10-789 (259 amino acids)
Source: RefSeq, a predicted model, not a curated record